CCGAUCUAUACUUUCCUCUAGCCCGUCACGGUCUCAAUAUUGAUUGACAAGGACACUUCAAAAGAGAACUAUUGUAGGCGGUUGCAUUCUACCUCGAAAGAUGGACGGCCCCGAGCCUCCACCUUUCCUCGCUCUUCCCGCAGAACUGAUCCAUCAUGUGCUCUCGUUUCUUGCUCCAUCCCAGCUUCUGAGGGUGUCUCAGGUCUGCCGACUGUUGUAUGAGCAUUCCCGAGCUGAUCAGUUAUGGCUUCCCUUUGUCCAAGCAAACGUCCCUGGGCAUACACUCAGAACCCCAGCCCCUUCGUCGUCCUGGCGAGAACUAUAUGUAGCUUUCCAUCCAUACUGGUUCCUCUCCAAGCAUAAAAUCUGGUUCUCGGAUUCCGCGAAUACGGGACAUCUCAUUGUAGCUCGAUAUGACCCUCGAAUCGGCGCGAUAGAAGCGUACGCACUGAGUGCCGAGAGGAGGAAGCCGACAAUCGCCCACUGGGAAUCGUACCCCGAGGCAAUCAUACACACUUUCUCUCCUCUGAUUCGGCUCAACCUCGAUCUCCCUACGUUGCACAUCGAUGCCUCCUCCAUCGCACAGGCUAUUGGUGAUGGACCCCGUCUCAGUAAGGAAGUGCCAAUGGACAUUUAUGGAGGUAGCAACGCAUCUGCCGCCAUCUUCUCCCGCCUCAUCCUAUCACGAAAACUGCCACCCGCUGCCAUCACGCCAAUGACUCAAGUGUGGCCACCGCACAUUCUCCCAGCUUCUGAACGUACGCGAAACGACAGUGGUAACCAGUACAUGAGUCUUGGACAUCGCCCUUCAAAACUCUCGGAGAUCAGCGAGAAUACUUUCAGGCUGCGGCAAUGGAUGGAAUUUAGUAGCCGGCCGCACGGUAUGAGUUUACGGGUGGCCGAGGAAGUCAGAACCUUCGCGACGCUUCCAGCAGAGGUUUACACGCCGACUAAAGAGAAACCAUGGCAGGGCAUAUGGUGCGGCGACUAUGCGGGCCACGGUUGCGAGUUUCUUGUCGUCAUGCAACCAGACGAUCCUGCGCCGCUGCCUGAGGCGGCCGAGAGGACAUUGUCAGCGAUGAGAACUCCUAGUGUUUCAAGUGGGGGAAGCUGGGUUACUGCACCAAUGUCGAGCGAUAUGGAUGCGACCGAAGGCGGAGAAUCCUCACAGCCAGACCCUGCUCCGGAAGAUGUGCCAGAGAAACAGGACGAGAAGUUGGAAGCAGAGGACGAGCACCUAUAUCACGGCCGAAUCGAAGCCAUCAAAUUAACUGGAGAUCCAAACAUCCCUCGUGGUGAAUACACCUUCAUCGCUCCUGACAUUGGUCGCGAUGGCUUUAUACAGAGUGCUCGAGAUGAUAUGUUCAAGGGAGCUAGGAUAGUUCGCAGUGUGGGACACAUCGCAGCGAGAGGGUUCCGCGAUGACGACUUCAUUGCUUCACAGCUUAUUCUCAUUUCGCAUGAUAGGAUGGCUCAGUAUUGGGAGACGUUUGGCCAUGUUUCAUUCUACGAGAGGGUCGAUGUUGAUCAGCUCAUCAAAAUACCCUAGGUGGGUGAGAUUUCCUUCUUCGCGGUCCUCUAUUCGUGUCUGUCUUGUGAGGGGAUCUUGUCAUUGGCGCUAUGGCGAUGGCUUUGGCAAUGUCACUCGUUGCGGGUUGGGAUAUGUCAUCGG
Molecule: messenger RNA, 1672 nt
Organism: Mytilinidion resinicola
Lineage: Eukaryota; Fungi; Ascomycota; Dothideomycetes; Mytilinidiales; Mytilinidiaceae
Exons: 2
Coding region: 101-1549 (482 amino acids)
Molecular function (GO): protein binding
Source: RefSeq, a predicted model, not a curated record